AUGGCACAUAACAUUAUUAUUUAUUGCAAAAACAAUUAAUUCUCCUGCUUAAUUUAUUUCUUUUUAUUCACUUCACUUCCCGACAGGAAUUAAAUGUCAAAACAAUCUCCAUUGUUCUCCCUACAACCUCAUCGACAAGCGGUUUUGAAGAGCUUCCUCCCAAAAAGAGUGUUUGGAAGAAAAGGGUGUUUUCUUCUUUUCAAUUUUGGGUAUUGAUCUCAUUUUGGAGUGAUUUUCUUAGAACUGUAUUUGUGGGCAUUUGGACGUUAUGAUGAAGUCUUUUAGGUUUCCGGUUAUGCCUUUUCUGCUCUGCACACUGCUUUUGUUUUCCAGCAUUAACAAUGCCUCCUUAACUUCCGAAAUGUUUCCAAACCACCUCCAUGUAGAAUCAAAUAAAUGUUUGUUUGCCACACCAUCAAACAGGAAGAUGAAACUGCAGGAUACCGUGCAUAGUAACCCAACGAGGUGGAAUGUUCGUGUCGGUAACAUGAAUCUUUAUGACUACAGCCCCAUCGAUCCAGUUCCAACCUCUAAGAGAUCCAUAAAACAUGGACCAAUAGAGCAUGGCUCUCCUCUUAUACCUCAUAUGCCAAAUCCUUCCCCUCCUGAUCAACCACAGCCUGGUGGUUUUGUGUAGAGAGCAGAUACCUUUCUCUCUACAAGUUAUAAAUAAACUGAAUGUGUUUAUUGUCAAACCAGCUAUGUUUACUGUCAUCGUCCUGUAAAUAGUCACGCCUCGUAUUAUCUACCGUACUAAAAUGAAGUAAUGGAAUGAUGUAUUAGGAAAUGAAUGUAUUUGUAGAUCUUGUCUACUUAUACCACAUAUAGUUUAGUUGAAGUCUAUAAGUGAUUUGUUCAAAGUAUUUAAUAGUUGUUUUAUAAAUCUAUAUGGGUGAGCCAUUUUUGUUGGAA
This is a messenger RNA of Benincasa hispida (wax gourd), 912 nucleotides long. Lineage: Eukaryota; Viridiplantae; Streptophyta; Magnoliopsida; Cucurbitales; Cucurbitaceae. The record is from RefSeq and is a predicted model, not a curated record.